Ipomoea nil (Japanese morning glory) is the source of this 1334-nucleotide messenger RNA. RefSeq names its product putative UDP-sugar transporter DDB_G0278631. NCBI's taxonomy places the organism in Eukaryota, Viridiplantae, Streptophyta, Magnoliopsida, Solanales, Convolvulaceae. The transcript has 10 exons. Gene Ontology annotation, cellular component: Golgi apparatus. Gene Ontology annotation, molecular function: GDP-fucose transmembrane transporter activity; antiporter activity. The coding region runs from base 75 to 1115 and encodes 346 amino acids. The record is from RefSeq and is a predicted model, not a curated record.
AACAAACACCCACUAUACACUAUUCCUCUCCUUCCUUUCUUCUUCAAUUCAUUUCAAUUCCCCAGAAAAUAAAUAUGGUGGCCGUGCCGGUCCAUUCCUCCGACAAGUUGCCGCCGGCCGUUCUGCCGGUGGUGUCCCGAGAUGCGGCGGAGAGAAAGAGCAGCCCCGCCGCCGCCGCCAUGUCCAAAAAGGGUGUCUGUGUUGCCAUCUCUUACAUGGCUUGCGCUGUACUCUUGGUCAUGUUCAACAAAGCAGCACUUUCAUCAUACAACUUUCCAUGUGCAAAUGUGAUCACACUUUUUCAGAUGCUGUCUUCAACUGCAUUACUGUAUGCCCUGAGACGCUGGAAGAUAAUCUCUUUCACAGUUCAAGCAUCACAGACAGCACUGACCAACACACCUUUGAUUGUACCAUUCAAGACCCUUGUUCACACUCUACCAGUUGCAUUUUCAUAUUUGGUUUACAUGCUGGUUUCUAUGGAAUCCAUUCGAGGAAUCAGCAUUCCCAUGUACACCACUCUCAGAAGGACGACUGUCGCGUUCACAAUGGUGGCAGAGUACAUAAUUGUUGGCAGAAAACAUACUUCUCAUAUUGUUGCCUGUGUAGGGAUAAUCAUACUCGGGGCCUUCAUUGCUGGAUCUCGAGACCUCUCGUUCGAUUUCUAUAGCUAUGCUAUCGUUUUCACAUCGAACAUCACAACAGCAAUCUAUCUCGCUUGUAUAGCCCGCGUUGGAGAAUCCAGUGGGCUUAACAGCUUUGGUCUAAUGUGGUGCAAUGGGAUAAUAUGUGCACCAGUCUUGCUAAUUUGGACAGCUUUUGAAGGAGAUUUGGGGGUGACAUUAGAGUUUCCAUAUUUCUACACUUCUGGGUUUCAGGCUUUGAUGGUUUUAUCAUGUGCCAUGGCUUUCCUCCUAAACUAUUGUGUGUAUCUGAAUACAACUCUCAAUUCUGCUCUUACACAGACAAUCUGUGGAAACCUAAAGGACUUCUUUACAAUUGGAUUUGGGUGGCUGGUUUUUGGAGGGCUGCCCUUUGAUCUGUUGAACGUGGUGGGGCAAUGUAUGGGGUUUAUGGGGUCUGGUCUCUAUGCCUACUGCAAGCUCAAAGGGAAAUAGAUUCUUGGCAGGCAGGGCUGCUCAGCUGUUCAUCAUCAUUUCUGUCUGAUCGAGGCAAUAAUCUUAAAGAAAUUGCAAACUUUUUUCCCCUUCCUGAGGUUCCAUAACUCAUUAGCCUAAUUCUGUUUUUUUUUUUUUUUUUAAUAUUUGCAUUUUUUGUUGGAUGAUGCUUCUUGUAAGCCUUGAGAAAUUUUAUAAAUUAAUACAAAGAGUUAAGUU